This is a messenger RNA of Saprolegnia diclina VS20, 1167 nucleotides long. Its product is annotated as oxidoreductase. The record is from RefSeq and is a predicted model, not a curated record. NCBI's taxonomy places the organism in Eukaryota, Oomycota, Saprolegniomycetes, Saprolegniales, Saprolegniaceae. Gene Ontology annotation, biological process: alternative respiration. Bases 80 to 1078 code for a protein of 332 amino acids. The transcript has a single exon. Gene Ontology annotation, cellular component: mitochondrion. Gene Ontology annotation, molecular function: alternative oxidase activity.
CUUCCCUGCACCGGCCAUUGGACGGUCGAAAUGGCCGGCCCAUGCGACAUGCCCGCCACAUCCGUCUCCAUCGCACAACAUGUGUUUUACCAUCGAGAGGCGACACUCCAUCGUCCUUGCCAUCCUAGUCAGAUUCCUCACUAUUCAAUUUCCAGCACUUGCAGCAACACUCCUCUCCACGAUGCACGCGUCGCUCCUCCGCACCACGUCGCGCGUCUCGGUCCGGUCCUUUAGCGCGGUCCGCGCUUCCGCCCCGUCGCUCAUCGAAGCCAACCACUUCAAGACGCACCCCAAGACCGACGGCCACUUUGCCGACACCAAGAUCCAGUCGUGGGCCACCGUACCGCAAACAUGGGAAAACCCGAUCCCGCACGCCAUCUACAGUCCCGAAGACCUCGCCAAGAUCCACCCGACGCACCGCGAGCCCGUCGAGAUGCACGCCAAAGUCGCCCUCGCCGCCAUCCGCGUCAUGCGCUCCAGCUUUGACUUUGUCUCACGCUACAAGGGCCCGGGCGGCGGCAUGAAGGCUGGGGACUGGGUCAACCGCGCGCUCUUCCUCGAGACGGUCGCCGGUGUCCCCGGCAUGGUCGCCGGCAUGGCCCGCCACCUCCGCUCGCUGCGCACGAUGCAGCGGGACCAGGGCUGGAUCCACACGCUCCUCGAGGAGGCCGAGAACGAGCGCAUGCAUCUGCUCAUCUUCCUCAACAUGAAGUCGCCAGGUCCGCUCUUCCGCCUCUUUGUACUCGGCGCGCAAGGCGUCUUCUUCAACGUGUUCUUCCUCGCGUACCUAACGUCGCCCAAGACGUGCCACCGCUUCGUGGGGUACCUCGAGGAAGAGGCCGUCCACACGUACACGGCGCUCGUCCAAGACAUUGAGAACGGCCAUGUCGACCAUUGGGACACGGACAUUGCGCCGCUGAUCGCACGCAACUACUACAAGCUGCCCGAGACCGCGACCGUCCUGGACAUGAUCAAGUGCAUUCGCGCCGACGAGGCCAACCACCGCGAUGUCAACCACACGUUUGCCGACGUCGAGUGGAAGACGGCGGUCAACCCGUUCUUGGCCAAGCACAACUAGAGCUUGAAUCAACAAACCUUGUAGAACUACGCACCACACUAUACAUGCUUUUCUUUGAUGAGUACUAGAACAUUUUGUUUUUUGGCGAA